Messenger RNA from Effrenium voratum, 1107 nucleotides. The record is from the annotation of a GenBank genome assembly. Lineage: Eukaryota; Dinophyceae; Suessiales; Symbiodiniaceae.
AGCUGUUUGGCUCCCUCUCGCGCGAAAUAGCAAGCGCGGCUCGUCGAGUUUACCCAUGGCGUUGGUGCUGCAACCUAUCCCUUUCCCAGAGGCGGCCGUUGCGCCGCUGGAGCUCCUGGAGGGCCGCUACGAGGCUUUGGAGGCCAUCGCCAGAGGCAGCUACGGCCAGGUGCGGCGCAUGCGGGACGUCGUGACCGGGGCUGUCGUGGCAGUGAAGAGCUCCGUGCAGUUCGAGGAGGAGGGUCUCUCUCCCUUUUCCUUGCGGGAGAUGUCGAUUCAGACGGCCUGCCAGCAUCCGAACGUGGUGAAGAUUUUGGACUUUAUUGCUUUGCCCGACAGCGUGCACUUGGUCAUGGAGCUUAUGGACUGCAACCUCCAUGAGUACAUGACGAAGACGCUCGGAGGCGCGUUCUCCGAAGACUUGAAGCCUGCGUUUCGAGAAAUUGUCUCCGGAGUGGCCUACUGCCAUCGCCUGGGCUACAUCCACCGGGAUCUGAAGCCCCAGAACAUCCUGGUGAAGCACGGGCACUACAAAGUCACGGAUUUCGGCCUGGCGCGGAAGCUGAAGGGUCACCACAUGGGCUGUGGGCCCUUCACCCCGCUGGUGGUGACGUUGUGGUAUCGCGCCCCAGAGCUGAUGCUCUUCGACCGCGAAAGCUGCAAGUAUGGGCAAGGCAUCGACAUCUGGUCGCUGGGGUGCAUUCUCGCGGAGAUGUGCACUGGCCGCGUCCUCUUCCCCGGAGACUCGGAGAUCGGCACGCUAUUUAAGAUCUUCCAGUUGAAGGGCACGCCCCGCCCGGCCUCUUGGCCCGGUGUGGAGAGGAUGGGGCACUACCUCUCCAGCUUCCCCUCCUGGGAGGACACGGACUUUGCCCCGGUGCUGGCACGCAGCCGCUGCGGCCACAAGGGCCUGCAGCAGAUCCUGAGAGACAUGAUGCAGUACGAGCCCCGGAACCGCUGCACCGCGAACGCCUUGGAAUCCCAUGUGUUCUUCACUUGAGCGAGGCUCGCGGCGCCAGUUGUCCAGGUGGCCCGGAGCCCCGGAGGCACGAGAUGUGUGCAGCGAGGCGGCAGGUCUUUGGCGGAGCUCGUCACAGCCACAAACCA